Oncorhynchus mykiss (rainbow trout) is the source of this 1316-nucleotide messenger RNA. RefSeq names its product F-box only protein 36. Gene Ontology annotation, molecular function: protein binding. The record is from RefSeq and is a predicted model, not a curated record. NCBI's taxonomy places the organism in Eukaryota, Metazoa, Chordata, Actinopteri, Salmoniformes, Salmonidae.
UGUUGCAGCAGGAGGAGUUUCGUUACAUUCUAGCACGUUGCGGCAGGAAGGAAUGUUGCAGCAGGAGGAGGUUCGUUAAAUUCUAGCACGCUGGAAGUAAACUGAACGAACCCGUUCGUUGCCGUGGCAACCACAAACCAAGCGUCCAAAAUGUCGACUUUGCUGGGGAAAAGUUUAUUUGAAGUCAGUGGUCAAGGUCCUGCACCCAAUAAAGACUUCUUCCAAUUUUCUGUUACCAAGACCGAGGUUAUUUGGAGAUGGUGGAAGAUUUCUUUGAGAAGUGAUGGUAGGAACACAAAGCCAGGAGAACUGAGGGAGUCUCACAAUGACUACUUGGAUGACAGCCUGCUUCAGAGUCAGGUGAGUGUGGUGUUUGGCCCACGGAUCCUUCAGUACAGCCAGGCACUAUGUCAGGGCCACUAUGACUACCUGGAGCGUCUGCCCGACCCCCUGCUUCUCCACAUCCUGACCCAUCUGGAACUGGAGGACGUGGCACGGCUUGGACACACCUCACACAGGUUCAGGAAGCUGUGUCGUUCGGAGGAGUUCUGGGAGCAAGCGGUGCGCGGUCACUGCGGCGCCGUGUCGGCCGAGGUGGAGUCCCUGGCCCUGGAGCUGGGCUGGAAGAGCGUCUUCUUCACCAGCAAGCUGCAGCUGCAGAAACAGAUCAGCCGCAGGAGGAAGAGGAGCCAGAAGCUACUCUGUACAGACCCGGAGCGCUAUGAUGUAGACGCAAUGGUGGAGCGCAGUGAGGACCCAGAGAGCCGCGCUGCAGAUAUAGAGCCAGGUUCUGAGUCGGACCCUGGGCCGGAGCAGCUCUGUACAGACAUGCAGCGCUGUGGGGUGAUUGCGGGUCAGGGUCGUGGUGUGGCACAGGGGGACUGGAGCUCUGAUUCAGGGAGCUCACUGAAAUGACUUUUGUUUUAUCUUUACACUCUAAAUAGGAUCCUUGAGGUUUCCAUGCUGAGGAAUAGAGGACUGCUUGAUUUCGGGUGGAGACAGUACAAGUGUUUUUUUUGAUACAAAUAUGAUGACUAUUGAAUGUUUGAUGAAUUCAUGUUAGUUAUGCUUCCUGUCUUUCAAACAAUACAGUGGCUGUGUUGUGUUGGAAGACAGUUUCUCUCAUAGACAGUUGCCUGGCAGCAAAGGAUGUUGUGGCAAUGGCUGGAGAUGUUAAUAUGUAUUUUUACCCGCCGUUGCGUUGUGUUGUACAUGUGCCAUGAUCUUUUUCCUUAUACAAUUUAGCACGAGCAGGACAAUACCAUUCAGUGGAAUGAUUCAGGGAGGGCACGUUUGGUAAAAAUAAAAGGAUGAAA